GGCGUGAACCGGCACUUCCACAUGAUCUGCAUCAGGGACAAGUUCAGCCAGAACAUCGGCCGGCAGGUGCCGUCCAAGGUCAUCUGGGACCACCUGAGCACCAUGUACGACAUGCAGGCGCUGCAUGAGUCUGAGAUUCUUCCAUUCCCGAAUCCAGAGAGGAACUUCGUCCUUCCAGAAGAAAUCAUUCAAGAAGUCCGUGAAGGAAAAGUGAUCAUUGAAGAAGAAAUGAAGGAGGAAAUGAAAGAAGACAUGGACCCCCACAAUGGGGCCGAUGAUGUUUUUUCAUCUUCAGGAAGCUUGGGGAAAGCAACCGAAAAGUCCAGCAAAGACAGAGACAAGAACUCCUCAGACUUGGGGGCCAAGGAAGGGGCAGACAAGCGCAAGCGCAGCCGGGUCACCGACAAGGUCCUGACAGCCAACAGCAACCCCUCCAGCCCCAGUGCCGCCAAGCGGCGCCGAACUUAGAUGCUCCUCUAAAAAGGGUGGGCAGCCUUGGUAAUCAGGUCGUCAGGGGCCAGGUGCUCAACCCCUGCUGCAUGCCCAAGGGUCCCAGGGGCUCUGCUGCACCCACUCACCAUCUGGGGCUUGACAGACCUGAAACCAGGAUCACUGGCUCAGGUUGAGAGUUCACUUUGUGGUCCAUUCUGCUGCUCUUGGCAUCAGUGGCCUGAGCUACAGCCUGUGUGACAGACCUGGAGGAACGAGCCAUAACACCUGUUGUCCCUGCCUUCCCAGGAGCACCAGUCUUCCUGCUGGUCCAUCUGUCCGCCACUCUUGCUCAAGUGACUGUGACCUCAGGAGAAAGGCCACUGAGCCACACAUGGUGGACCCUCCAUCAGCACCUGAGAAACAGAACUGGGUAUUUGGCCUCAUUCACUUGUACUGUAACAAUGUAUAUAAUGUGGUUGAUAUUUCACUAUUUAAUUUCUAAGGAGCCUAUUUUACUAGUGUUUUAUAUGAAAACAAAAUACUGCAGAAGUUAAAAACCUGUGUUGUAUUUUUUCCGAGAUGUUUUGUUUUAAGGUAAUGACCGCUGAGAUAAUUUUUGCUCAGUUUUUAUAUGCCAGACACAGAGAAUUUGUGGUUAUUUUUGUAUUAUUGAGUAACUUACAAGCAGACUGAGUGGAGGGGAGGCCUGACGGGGGCUGAUGGCCAGGCCGAAGGACUGCAGAACAUUAAAGCACAGAAAAGCAA
Miniopterus natalensis is the source of this 1197-nucleotide messenger RNA. Lineage: Eukaryota; Metazoa; Chordata; Mammalia; Chiroptera; Miniopteridae. The record is from RefSeq and is a predicted model, not a curated record.